Messenger RNA from Vigna angularis (adzuki bean), 1143 nucleotides. Its product is annotated as FCS-Like Zinc finger 14. The record is from RefSeq and is a predicted model, not a curated record. Lineage: Eukaryota; Viridiplantae; Streptophyta; Magnoliopsida; Fabales; Fabaceae. The transcript has 2 exons. Bases 155 to 904 code for a protein of 249 amino acids.
GUUACAACAUCUAUGAUGUUUUCCAUGUUGCCCUUAUAAAAGACAUCCUCAUCCCACACUUCACAAUACUAAUAUUUGCAACAGCACAAAACACCCACCUCCUCCAUCCUCAUUAUUCUCCACAAUUAUUAUCUAGCCACCACAAAUUACAGUCAUGUUGGGCAAAAGGCCACAACCAUUGAUCGGAAAAAUCUCCGAACUUUUGGUGUCCGGUGGCCGCACUGCCGCUCUUUUCGACGCCAUCGGAAGCCCGAGAAGCCCAUUUGAACAUAUGAACUUAAAGAUGCAACAAUCACCGAAGGGUCUAAAAAGUUACGACCUUGGUGGUGUUGGUCUGGGAAUUGUGGUGGCUCUAGAUAAAUCCGAGGAACCAGGGCACGAAAUUCUGCCCAAACACGCCGUUUGCACAUCAAGUUUGAACAAAUCGGUUAAACAAAGCGCGUUUCAAAAGGGUGUGACCGAAAUUCCCGUCGGAAGCUCCGAGGACUACACAUAUGUCACAUACCAUAUUUCCAACAAGACGAUCACUAAGGUUUAUUACGAUGGCGGUGAAGGUGGAAUCCUAACACACGGCUACUAUAACAUUAACAACAACACCAACAACGUUGGUGGUGUUAGAAGAUUCCCACAAACGCAUAAUUUAAUUCAAGAUGAUGACGAACCGUCAUAUGCAACAUCAGAUUUUCUCAGCACAUGUCACUUGUGCAGAAAGAAUCUCCAUGGCCAAGACAUAUACAUGUACAGAGGUGAGAAGGCAUUUUGCAGCACCGAGUGCCGUUCAAGGCAAAUAUCCAUGGAUGAACGCAAGGAGAGGUGCAGAUCAGAAGCUUCAAGAUCUGUGGAAUUGUCAAGUUCAUCACACACAAGAGAACAAAUGUUUUCAACUGGGAUUGUGGCCCUUUAAUCUUGAGUAUCUGUCUCUGGUGUUAGAAGGUGGUAGUCAGAAAGCUAGAGACUGAUGAUUUGAAUUCACAUGAUAUAAGACUAUAUAUACUACUGCUAUAUGUGAAUGAAACCAUAGGAAAAGUUUUGAUCUGGAAAAUGGUAGGAUUUUGAUGUAGUGAAUACGAAUAAGAGCUUUCUUUUCUUGUUUUUUGUUGUAUCUUACUGAGAAUCAUAAAUUUGGGAUCUCAAUUGCACAGA